ACAGCCAUGAAAAUGCUAUCGUGGAACUGCCGUGGAUUGGGGAAUUCACGAGCAGUUAGAGCCUUGUCAAGGCUCUCCUUAAAGUUUCAUCCCCAAAUUGUCUUCUUAAUGGAGACUAGAAGUUAUGUUACUGAAUUUGAUCAUGUAAAAAUUGCUAUGGGUAUGGAUUGUUGUUUGGCCAUGAGUUGUGCUGGUCCUGGUAGAAGGAGAUCAGGGGGAAUUGCUAUGCUGUGGAAUAGCAGUCUAGAUGUGAGCCUCCUCUCCUGCUCACCUAACCAUAUCAGUGUUGUGGUCACAGAUGAAUGGGAUCAGAAGUGGUGUCUAACAGGGCUGUAUGGUCACCCUGAGGAAGUUAAUAAGGUUCAUACUUUGACUCUCCUUGAUUCUUUAAAAUCUCAGUAUCAAGGCAUGUGGAUUUGCAUUGGGGACUUCAACUUAAUCUGUGAGUCCUCGGAGAAAAGAGGAGGAAGAAUUGCAAACCUUGCCCAAAUGGGUCAGUUUAAGGAUACUUUGGCAGCGUGUGGUCUGGCUGAUGUGGGGUAUACGGGUUUCCCAUUUACAUGGGAUAAUGGAAGAGAGGGUGACCAAAAUAUCUGUGAAAGGCUCGAUAGAUGUGUGGCAAACUCAGAAUUCACUGCUAAUUUUCCCUCGAUUAUUGUGGAGCACUUGGGUAAAUAUGGUUCUGAUCACUCAGUCCGGUAUGCCAUAUUGCUGAAUGGAGAGCCUAGAGAUUGGUUUUCUCCGCAUAGAGGACUGCGCCAAGGAGAUCCGAUCUCCCCUUAUCUGUUUAUUCUUUGCGCGGAAGUCUUUGCAGGUCUAAUUGAUGAGCAAGUGGCUCUCAACAAUAUUCAUGGGAUUAGGAUUGCCCGUGGGGCUCCUCAGAUUUCGCACCUCUUCUUCGCCGAUGAUAGCCUUCUUUUUAUGAGGGCAAAUUUGGUGGAAGCAAAUCAUACUCUUGCUUCUAUUAAAAGAUAUGAGGAAGCUUCUGGACAAAGGGUAAAUUUUGACAAAACAGAGUUGUCUUUCAGCCAAAAUGUGCAAGAACAGUUAUGUAAUCAGAUCCGGCAUAGGAUGGAAGUUAAGGUUGUAGACUCUCAUGACAAAUACCUUGGUUUGCCAACGAUUAUUGGGAGAUCCAAGAAGGCUGUUUUCCUCACGGUGCAAGAGAGGUUAGUGAAAAAGUUGAAGGGUUGGAAAGAAAAAUUCCUUUCAAAGGCCGGAAAAGAAGUUCUUCUCAAAGCAAUUGCGCAGGCCAUCCCUACCUAUAUCAUGAGCUGUUUCAAACUCCCAGAGAGUGUGUGCGCUUCUAUGGCCUCUCUUAUGGCAAAUUUUUGGUGGGGGCAAAAGAAUAGUGAGAAGAAGAUUCAUUGGAUGAGCUGGGCAAAUUUAUGCAAACCUAAAGCGUGUGGAGGGCUGGGUUUUAGAGAUUUCAGAAGUUUCAAUGAUGCUCUGUUGGCUAAGCAAGUUUGGCGCCUUCUCCAUCGAGAGGAUUCUCUGUUGUUUAAGUGCCUAAAAGCAAGGUACUUCCCUAGGUCCUCUCUUCUUGAUGCUCCCGUGGGUUUUAGACCAAGUUUUGCAUGGAGGAGUAUCUGCUCAGCUAGACCUAUCAUUAAGGAUGGGUUUGUUUGGAAAGUGGGUAAUGGAUAAAAAAUCUCAAUCUGGGAGGACUCUUGGCUCCCAGGAACUAACUCAGGUCGGAUUCUCAGCCCAGUUAAAGAACUCCCUUCAAAUGCCAAAGUAGCUUCCCUCAUUGCUAGUGACCAACGAAAAUGGAAUAGUGAUUUGGUGGAUCAUAUCUUUAAUGUUGCUGAAGCGGCUAAGAUUAAGAAUAUCCCCCUUGCAUGGACUGAUAGAAACGAUAUGCUGAGUUGGAAGUACACAGUUAGUGGGGUAUUCUCUGUCAAGUCAGCUUACUCCUGGAUCCAGCAACAAAAAGCGUCCCUUAUUGCCUCUUCCUCUUCUUUGCGAGCUGAUUGCAAUUUUGUCUGGAAAUUAAAAAUCCAAAAGAAGGUACAACAUUUCAUCUAUCGCUUACUGAAUAGAUCACUACCCUGUCAACAGAAUUUGAAAAGAAGAGGGGUCCUUGUGGCUCCUUUGUGCUCCCUUUGUGGUGAUUGUCUAGAUGAGACCCCGGCACAUAUUUUCCUGCAAUGUGAGUGGGUUAGACAGGUUUGGUUUGCUUCUGUUCUGUCUAUCCGUUCUGGUGAUAUUCAGCUUGAAGUGGAUAAGUGGCUGCAGCAGAUGGCAUCUUCUAAUGGAAGGGACAUAGUAGAGCAAAUUGCUAUGAUUCUCUGGAGCAUUUGGAAAACAAGAAAUGAUAGUUUGUUUAAGAGAAUUAACCCUGUAGUUGGCAAGACUCUAGAGAUGGCGGAGAGCAUGAGAAGAGAAUGGCUUAGUCACCACCCCCUGAUUUCAAAUUCAGACAAGCCCAGCCCGGCUUGGUUACCACCCCCAACAGGUUUUAUGAAACUCAAUUUUGACGCAGGGUGGUCGGGAUCGAGAGGUACAGGAUUUGGUCUGGUUAUUAGAGAUGAAAAGGGAAUUUUCCAGAUCGCAGCUACUCACUAUGAGGACUUCAGACUGGAUCCGCUAACUGCUGAAGUUUUGUGUCUUCGCUGGGCCCUUAAUCGUGCAGCUGAAUGGAACUUGGAAAAAGUGAUUGUUGUGUCUGAUUGCCAGCAGCUUGUGAAAGCUUUCCACCAUCCAAAUGACUUCCCUGUCCUGCAACACAUUCUACUGGAUAGUUAUCAAUUUGGUCCUAGUUUUAAUUGUUUUUCUUUCCAAUUCGAAAGUAGGCAAACCAAUGUAGUAGCUCAUGCACUAGCUGCUGAGAGUUUCUUGUACCACGACAGCACUUGGUGGGGUGACCCCCCUGUGGGUAUCCUGUUACAUCUUGCUGCUGAUUUUCCUGAUCAAUGAUUAAAGUAUCUUAUUGCAUUCAAAAAAAAAAAUGAAUGUUCAAGAAAAGAACUCACUUAUUUAUUCAUUUUUUAAUUUAUAUUUGCCUUCCUACAUUUAAUGUGAUAUUUGUUGUUAAUAGAACCUAGAUUAAAA
This is a messenger RNA of Lotus japonicus, 3054 nucleotides long. RefSeq lists its product as uncharacterized. The record is from RefSeq and is a predicted model, not a curated record. NCBI's taxonomy places the organism in Eukaryota, Viridiplantae, Streptophyta, Magnoliopsida, Fabales, Fabaceae. The transcript has a single exon. Bases 7 to 1647 code for a protein of 546 amino acids. Gene Ontology annotation, molecular function: catalytic activity.